This is a messenger RNA of Apaloderma vittatum (bar-tailed trogon), 1842 nucleotides long. RefSeq names its product neurochondrin (gene NCDN). The record is from RefSeq and is a predicted model, not a curated record. The annotation marks the transcript as partial. Gene Ontology annotation, cellular component: dendrite. NCBI's taxonomy places the organism in Eukaryota, Metazoa, Chordata, Aves, Trogoniformes, Trogonidae. Gene Ontology annotation, biological process: regulation of neuronal synaptic plasticity; neuron projection development. The transcript is spliced from 5 exons.
CAGAUCCUGAACAAAAUCCCGACCUUCAACGACGUCCUGGUGUCCCCCUGUGAUCCCGACGGCACGUCCAUGAUCGACGAUGCGUACCAGUGCCUGAGCGCUGUCCUGGCCACUGCCAGGGGCCCUGGACAGUUGGGGACCAAAGGGACGGUCCCUGCCCUGUGCCAGGCCUACCUGAAUUCCGGUUAUGGCUCUGACCGUGCCCUGACAUUGCUCCUGGGGCUGUUGGCUGUGGCAGAGGCAAAGUGCUGGCAGAGAGACGCUCCGCACCUCCUGGCCGUGCUGAGCAAGCUCUCCGAUGAUUUUCUCAAGGCUGAAGACAUGACCAAGUUUGAGCUGUGCGAGGUUCUGCCUCGCUUCAUCCCGCCAUCCCCGCCGCUCGCACAGGGCUCGCAGGGCUCCGAGUGCCUCCACAGAAUUUACAAAGGGCUGGCUAACAUCUUGGGCAGUAAACUCAACCAGUCGCAGCGGGACCCUGCUCUGAAGCUCGCUGCCUGCCUCGUGCAGGCCUGUGGGUCCGAGUGGAUCCCAGCAGAGAGUGCUGGAAGCAAGUUCCUGGCCUUGCUGGUGAACUUGGCUUGUGUGGAGGUCCGCCUGACCUUGGAGGAGCCAGAUCCCUUGGAGGCAGAGGGGAAAAAAGAACUGGUAACAGCCUGCUAUGUCCUUAUUGAGAUGGGGAUUCAGGAGUGCCUGAGAGAGGAGAAACCACUGCUAGAAGAGGGGCAGAAAAUGCAGCUCUUGAGGAUCAUGGAGGAGGCAUUUGGAGCUGUGAUAUUCUAUUUGAGACAGGUUAGGGAGGAGGAGCUACAAGAUCCUUUUGUAUUUGCUUGCGUUCGAAUCCUUGGAGCCUGGAUGGCGGAAGAGACAUCCUCCCUCAAACAGGAAAUCUGUGAGGUUUUGCCUUUCCUUGUUCAAUACGCCAAGAAGCUUUUCAAAGAGGGCAGCCCAGCUGAGAGUCUUCCCCAGCAAGAGCUGGCCAGCACCGAGGGCUUUGCUUUACCCCAGGAUGCUCUGAGAUUUCUGCUUCCUGGCUUUUGCCAUUUAACAGCAGAGGACAGACCCCGAGACAUCCUGGUCGCAGAAGGGGCACCAGCGUUGCUGUGUGAGUACUUCUUGCAUCAGUGGGAGGUGCUGACCUCCGAGACGGGGUCCCUGACCUCACCGACAAGCCCUGAAAUGAGUUUACAGACGAUGUGUGGGAUUUUCCUUAACCUGGUCGUGACUGCACCAGACGUCAUCAGGCGAGACAAAUCCUUUUCCUCCUUGAUGGACAUGUUGCUGAAGUCUCUUCCACUUCUGCUGCCCCAAAAAGAUCGCCUGGUUCUAGUAGCCAACGUUGCCACCCUGGGCCUGAUGAUGGCCAGGAUCCUUGCAGGUUCCGACGUUCUUCAGAGUUCACCGUCCGCCAAGGAGUUUUUCGGAGCCGCUGUUGGCUUCCUCUCGCGGGGCCACACCGCCCAAGCAGACCCUGGUAGCAGCGGCUGGGGCGCGGGUCGCGGCGGCGGGCCCGCGGCCGUGUCACCCGCCUACGCAGACACCUGGGCCGAUGUUGGGGAGCUCUGGUUCCUGGGGAUGCAGGCCCUGGCGGGCUGUGUGCCACUCCUCCCCUGGCUGCCGCCGGCCAUCCUCGAGGCACGGUGGCUGGAGGGAAUCUCGGAGUUCCUGACCCGCGUCACUCCGGCCUCGGUGGAUUAUGAACUCGUCACCGCUUUCCAGGGCGUGUUGGUGGAGCUGGCCCGAGCCAGCAAGUCGUGCAGGGACGUGAUCCUGUCGCACCACGGCGGGGAGUGGGCCAACCUCUAUGGUAUGGCAGCUUUGGAGCAGUGUCUGUCCGAGCAGUGA